CCUGUUUUUAAUUGUGGCAGAGGGGCUAAGUGCUCUUUUACCUAAAUACGAGUCGAUGGGACGGCUUCACGGGGUCUCUAUUGCCCGGGGGGACCCUAUGAUUUCGCAUUUGUUCUUUGCAGAUGAUAGUCUACUCUUCUUCAGAGCCAAUCACGAUGAAGCCACAUUAAUUAAGGAGGUCCUGGCUGACUACGAGAAGGCGUCGGGUCAGGUUUGCAGUGGAUGUCUUCCUUUGCGACAAAAUUUGCAGUAGCGGAGAGUGGAUUGCUCGGGACAAUGCGGACUUUGCAACGCAGGUGUGGAAUCAGCAGAGCACAUGUUCAAAAGCUGCGUCGUGGCCCAGGACGUUUGGAAUUAUCUCGGCUGGCAUUGGUUAUCUGGGGAUGCAUCCCCUUUGACCGAACAAAUCUGCAGCGAGUUUAGGCGGAAAAAACAAGAGCACUUGGAGGUUUUGUUAUGGGGCUGCUGGGCACUUUGGAACGAGCGUAAUCUUCGUGUGUGGGAGGGGAAAUCUUCGUCGCUGCAGCAGUUUACCACUCGAGCGAGGGCGUUUGUCGAGGGAUGGAAACAGGUGAACGAGCGGGCGAUUGAGGGCAGAAGUAAACAGGACGGCAGGAGUGGCAUUGCUGUGUGGAGCAGUCCUAAGGAGGGCGUGUGGAAGCUCAAUGUUGAUGCGGCAGUAAGGAAGAACAUCUGUGGUUUCGGGUGGUGCGUCCGGGAUCAUGGAGGUGGCUUUUUAGCAGGUGCAGCAAGUAAGUGGCCGGGGAGUUUGACGCCUUUGAUGGCUAAGCUCGCUAGUAUUCGUGAAGCUUUGGGAUGGCUCAAGGAGGUCGGGGGUACCUCGGUUGUGCUUGAAUCGGACUCGAUGGGAGCAAUUUCAGAGAUUUUGGAUGGCUCGAGUAGUUCAGCGGCGGGUUUAUUAAGAGACGACAUAAAUAAUUUGGCGAAGUCUUUCACACACAUUCCUUUCAGUCAUAUUAGGCGUUCAACGAAUAAGCCUGCUCAUUUGUUAGCUAGGGCAGCUUGUUCUUUAUCUGAUUCGCAAUUCUGGCAUUAUUCUCAUCCUUCAUUCAUUG
Cuscuta epithymum is the source of this 1076-nucleotide messenger RNA. The record is from the annotation of a GenBank genome assembly. NCBI's taxonomy places the organism in Eukaryota, Viridiplantae, Streptophyta, Magnoliopsida, Solanales, Convolvulaceae.